Molecule: messenger RNA, 1215 nt
Organism: Helianthus annuus (common sunflower)
Lineage: Eukaryota; Viridiplantae; Streptophyta; Magnoliopsida; Asterales; Asteraceae
Product: G-type lectin S-receptor-like serine/threonine-protein kinase At4g27290
Exons: 1
Coding region: 135-1214 (359 amino acids)
Biological process (GO): recognition of pollen
Source: RefSeq, a predicted model, not a curated record
AAACAAAGUCAUAGUUUCCUACCCACCUGUUCACUUUAAUCCUGGAAUCUUUCAACCAUGACUUUAUCUAUUCUGAAAAGUUGGGUUUUGAAAAAUCUCAGAUAAUAUCAUCAUUCAAGAGAUCUAGAUCACCAAUGGAGGACCAGUCCACACAUACAUUCUUCUUUAUUAUUGCUUUGAUCUUACUACUAUCAGAUUGCACAGCACUAGAUACCAUAUCUGCAUAUCAAGAAAUCAGAGAUGGCAAUACUCUUGUUUCUGAAGGUGGAAUGUUUGAAUUGGGCUUUUUUAGUCCCGGUAAGUCCAAGAAUCGGUACGUCGGGAUAUGGUACAAGAAGAUAUCAUACGGUACUGUCGUAUGGGUUGCUAACAGAGAGACACCAAUUGCAGGUAAUUCAGGCAUGCUGAAACUUAGCACACUCGGAAACCUGGUGAUUCAGAGUGGCGGAAACACCAUGGUCUGGUCAUCGAAUUCAACGGUAUCUAUGUGGAGUAAUAAUACGGUGGUGGUGCAGCUUCUAGAUACUGGAAAUCUUGUUGUGUGGAAUAAAAAUAAAAUAAUCUGGCAAAGUUUUGACUAUCCUGGUGACACGAUUCUUCCAGGAAUGAAAUUGGGUACGGAUUUGGUAACGGGGCUGCAGAGGCGCAUGAUGUCUUGGAAGAGCCCGGAUGAUCCGUCAAUAGGUGAGUAUAUGAAUAUACACGACAUAAAUGGAUAUCCACAAAAUUUAAGGAUGAAAGGUGAAAUUGUAAAGGGAAGACUUGGACCGUGGAAUGGUCUUGGCUAUAGCGGUUUUCCUAUUGAAAAGGAAAAUCAGAUUUACUUAACCGAGUUUGUUAUGAACGAAAAGGAAAUCUAUCAUAAAUAUGAACUUAAAAGUUCAGUUUUUCAACGGGUGGUUUUGACAUGGGAUGGGAAGACACUGAUUUUACAAUGGAUUGAGCGGAUCAAAGACUGGAUUGUGUAUGCAAACGCUGAUGUAGAUACUUGUGAUCGGUAUUCACUCUGUGGUCCGUAUGGAAUCUGUAUCAUUAACAAGCAUCCACCGUGUUCUUGCAUGGAUGGUUUUGAACCAAGAAAUCCGGACGAAUGGGAAGCGUCUGAUUGGGCAAGUGGGUGUAUACGCAAAAAGCCUCUAUAUUGUAGGAAUGGGAAUGAGAGUGAUGAUGGAAACGGGGACGGUUUUUGGAAAAUUUCAGGCGUGAAGGUAUAAC